Molecule: messenger RNA, 1026 nt
Organism: Danio rerio (zebrafish)
Lineage: Eukaryota; Metazoa; Chordata; Actinopteri; Cypriniformes; Danionidae
Gene: efnb1
Product: ephrin-B1
Cellular component (GO): membrane
Source: RefSeq, marked provisional
AUGGCUGGAAGUGACGGCUCGUGGAAAUAUUACCUCUGGAUUCUGACAGCCAUGUGCAGAUACGCGUUACCCGCAGCCAAAUCACUGGAGUCGGUCGUGUGGAAUUCGCAAAAUCCCAAGUUUGUGUCUGGGAAGGGCUUAGUGAUUUACCCGGAGAUUGGUGACAAACUGGACAUUAUCUGCCCCAAAGGGGACAUGGGGAGACCAUAUGAGUUUUAUAAACUCUACCUGGUGAAGAAAGAGCAGGCCGAGUCCUGCAGCACCAUACUGGACCCCAAUGUUCUAGUGACCUGCAACAAACCAGAGAAAGACAUCAAAUUCACCAUCAAGUUCCAGGAGUUCAGUCCAAACUACAUGGGACUUGAAUUUAAACGCUUCACAAACUAUUACAUCACCUCAACGUCUAAUGGAACACAGGAAGGCUUGGAAAACAGAGAAGGUGGGGUUUGUAGUACGAGAUCCAUGAAGAUCAUCAUGAAAGUGGGCCAAGAUCCAAAUGCACCAGAUCCAGAUUUACCAGACCUCCCAGACCGGCCGUAUGACAAUGAGAUCAAGGACCCCACAACCAGCCCUUCUCGCAAGACUGAACGAGGCAGAGAGAAUGAAGUGGACGGGAAUGGAUCCAAAAUGCCCGGCAAAGACACAAGAAACCAGAACAACAGUCCCGGUUCUGUGGAAGGAAUAUUCGGCUCUAAACCAGCUCUCUUCGCUGCCAUCGGAGCGGGCUGUGUGAUCUUCCUCCUAAUCAUAAUCAUCCUCAUCGUCUUGCUCCUCAAGCUUCGCAAGAGAACCCGGAAGCACUCGCAACCCAGGGGCGGGACUGCCCUGUCACUCAGCACUCUGGCCACGCCCAAAGGAGCCGCCCAGGCCGGCUCAGAGCCAAGUGACAUCAUCAUCCCCCUGCGGACAACAGAGAAUAACUACUGUCCCCACUAUGAAAAAGUUAGCGGAGACUAUGGACACCCCGUCUACAUAGUGCAGGAAAUGCCGCCGCAGAGCCCUGCCAAUAUCUACUACAAAGUCUGA